GUAUAAAUUAUUGCUCGAAGUCUCUAACUCAAACCUUCUGAUCAUAUGGCAGCAAGUAAAAGGUGCUACUAAUUUUAUUUUUAUAUUAAUUUAGAGAAAACUCUAUAUAUACCUCCUAGUUCAUCCCACAAGCUAAUAGAAAAAAAGAUGGUCCUAAAAAGAAAUAAAUACCAUGCCAUUAGCCCAUCAUAACCAUUGACAUCCACAAAACGUAAGAGUAGCAAUGGGAUUCUCCUCCUCAUUAUGGCUGAGAACUCUGUUGUGGGAGGUAAUGUUCCUGCUUCCUCUGCUUUCACCAUAUCAUCUCUUAGCUCUCUCAAAUUCUCCAUUUCCAACCAACAACUUCAUCUUGGGAACUGCUUCAUCUUCUUAUCAGUAUGAAGGUGCUUACAAGAGUGAGGGAAAAGGAUUCAGCAACUGGGAUAACUUCACUCAUGGACCAGGGAGAAGUAGAAUAAUGGAUGGAAGUAGUGGUGAUAUUGCGGUUGAUCAUUAUCAUCGCUACCUGGAGGAUAUUGAUCUAAUAGAUGCUUUGAAAGUAAACAGCCACCGGUUCUCUAUAUCAUGGGCAAGAAUUCUACCAAAGGGUAGAUUUGGAGAGGUCAACUGGGCUGGAAUUGACUUCUACAAUAGACUAAUCGAUGCUCUAUUGCUCAAAGGGAUCCAACCCUUUGUGACUCUUAGUCACUAUGACAACCCUCAAGAGCUGGAGGACAGAUAUGGGGGUUGGCUAAGUCCCCAAUCACAGGAUGAUUUUGCCUAUUAUGCAGACCUAUGUUUUAAAACAUUUGGUGACAGAGUGAAGUACUGGAUCACCUUCAAUGAGCCAAAUAUUGUUGUUCCAAUGGGUUACCGUUCAGGUAUCUUUCCCCCAUGCCGUUGCUCUAGCUCAUUGGCAUUGGUGAAGUGCAGAGAAGGAGAUUCAGAAAAGGAACCCUUUGUAGCAGCACAUAAUAUUAUCCUGUCUCAUGCAGCUGCAGUUCAUAUCUAUAGAACCAAAUACCAGACUAAACAAAGAGGAACAAUUGGUAUAGUCCUUCAACAUGAAUGGUAUGAACCAAUCAGCAAUUCCACAGCUGACAAAUUGGCUACCGAAAGAGCAAGAUCAUUCUUUUUCAAUUGGUUCUUGGACCCAAUCAUGUUUGGAAAGUACCCCACAGAGAUGGAGAACAUCCUUGGAAGCCUCUUGCCCAAAUUUUCAAACAAAGACAAGGAGAAGCUCAAGAAAGGGUUGGAUUUCAUUGGCAUCAAUUACUACACAGCUUACUAUGUCAAAGACUGCAUAUACUCCACAUGUAAGUCAAAAUUUGGAGUCUCCAAAACUGAGGGUUCAUACAUGAAAAGUGGAGAAAAUAAUGGUAUCCCCAUUGGAGAACCUACUUCAUUUAGUUGGCUUAAUAUUUACCCGGAAGGCAUGGAGAAAACUAUUACAUAUGUCAAAAACAGAUACAACAACACUCCAAUGUUCAUUACUGAAAAUGGGUAUGGGGAAGAGGAUCAUCCAAAUUUCACUUUGGAAGAACAUCGUAAUGAUUCUAAGAGAAUAGAGUACAUGGAAGAUCACAUAGAGGCCAUGUUAGCAGCAAUAAGGAAAGGAGCAGAUGUGAGGGGAUACUUUGCGUGGUCCUUGCUAGACAACUUCGAAUGGAUAUAUGGAUACACCGUAAGAUAUGGAUUUCACCAUGUGGAUUAUGCCACGCUGAAGAGAACUCCAAGAUUAUCAGCAAGUUGGUACAAGCAAUUCAUUGCAAAGAUUAAAGGCACCACAGGGCUAGAAAAACUGGUACAGAACACUUGAGACGAAUAAAUAGCUUAUAACAUAAUGCAGAGUCUUAUCAGCUACAUUAGAAUUUAUGUUAUCUUAUCACUAUCAGUGCUUCAGUCUUUAAGCUCUUGGCCUAAGAACCCCAUAUGUUAAACAACAUUGACAACAACUCAACAAGUGACUUACCCAAGUUGCCUUUCA
Messenger RNA from Lotus japonicus, 1966 nucleotides. RefSeq names its product beta-glucosidase 46-like. Bases 224 to 1798 code for a protein of 524 amino acids. Lineage: Eukaryota; Viridiplantae; Streptophyta; Magnoliopsida; Fabales; Fabaceae. The transcript is spliced from 12 exons. Gene Ontology annotation, molecular function: beta-glucosidase activity. The record is from RefSeq and is a predicted model, not a curated record. Gene Ontology annotation, biological process: carbohydrate metabolic process.